AUGGGCCACACAGACCGAGAAAGGAAACGGUACCAGGAGGAUCCGGAAUAUGCCAAGGCCCAACGGGAUGGAAAGAAGACUCGAUAUAGCACAGAUAAACAGCACGCCCAGGAGAAGCGCGAAAGGGAACGGGAGCGAGCACUGGAGCGCUAUCACACUGAUGAUGACUAUGCCAAGCAGAAACGCGAAAGGGAGCAGGAGCGAGCGCUGGAGCGCUAUCACACUGAUGAUGACUAUGCCCAGCAGAAAAAAAGGAAUGUGCAGAUUAACAGAGAGAAGAAGCAGAAUUUAGCAGAUGUCAAUAAGGACAUUGAACAGUUCCAGAUGGAAUGCAAAGAGGGACCAGAAUAUGUUUGCACUGUAUGUCACAGGCUUUUGUUUCACAAUCAAGUCGUAAUCUGUCAUCGUGAUGGUGAAAAAUCAAGGUAUGUUCAGGCUGUUAAGCACUGUCUUACAGGUACGUAUGUACAUCAAUGCAACGAGGACUGCAGCCCACAUGCGUGUCCCAUUGCAAAAUCAUCUAGGGGCACAGAGUGGAUAUGUCACUGUUGUCAUAGGCACAUGAUAGAUAAAAAGACAAUUCCAUACGAGGCUCAGAGUAAUAAGAUGAAGGUCCCAGAAAUACCCCCUGAGCUGAAAAGUCUCAAUACUCUGGAGUCCCAACUGAUAGCCAAGAGAAUACCAUUCAUGAAAGUUGCAGCUCUCCCGAAAGGGGGUCAGAAAGGUGUUGUUGGCCCAGUAGUGUGUGUACCAGCAGAUGUGAGUGAAACACAUGCAAUCCUUCCCAGAAUGCCGUCAGAAGCUCAGUUAAUCAAGGUGAAACUUAAGAGGAAGCUACAGUACAGUGGGCAUCACAUGUAUAGACAAAUCAGUCCAAUGAAGGUUGAUGUUGCUUUGAAGUAUCUUGUUGAAAAUAAUGAACAUUACAGCGGUACGUCUAUCGAUGCAGACUGGGCUGUGUCUUGGAAUGAAGAAGGAGGCCUUGUUGAACCAUCUGAUGCUGAACAAGGAGGGAAUGGCACCUUAGAAGAUCAUACAGCCCCUGAGCACGGUGAGUCUGUCAAUGAAGAGGGGAAUGAUAUGGAAGGGCCAACCAGGAAUGAUAUAGAAGAUGAUGAAACAGACAACAUUAUUCGACAGGUGAAUGUGGAAGAAGCCAUGGAAGAAGCAGCUCUGAGCGAGGAAGACGCUGUGGAAGAAGCAGCUCUCAGCGAGGAAGAAACCAUAAAAGAAGCAGCUCUGAGCGAGGAAGAAACUGUGGAAGAAGCAGCUCUGAGUGAGGAAGAGGAACUAGACAGCCGCUUGCGGGGACUGCCACAUGACACUUGCCUCCAGCCAGUAGAUAUAGGACAGGAUUUUCUUGACCACCACGAUGAACGCGUCAUGUGUGUGGCUCCAGGAGAGGGUAGCAAACCAAUUUCUGUGUUCCAGGAGGUUGGGGGAGAGGCAAUGUCCUUCCCUGUUCAAUUCCCUACUGGAAAGUUUUCUUUUAAUGUUGAUCGUGAUGUACGUAUUACGCCCAGCAAGUACUUCAAGGCACGCCUUAUGGGUGCAGAUACGCGGUUUGCAAGCGACACUAACUACAUAUUCUUUGCACAAUACGUAACAGAGUUGCGCUUCAUACAGUCGAAUAUUUCCAUAUCUAUGCGCAAAGGUUCGCCGACGACAAGUGGCGGCCGUAAAAUAUCUGCUAGUAUGUUGUCAAACAAAGAGGACUUACAGGCUAUACUUAAGUCAGAUGAAGGCUAUCGCUUCCUUCAGCCAGUCAGGGGUACUCCGCAGUUCUGGGACAAGGCGCUAAAUGAAUUAUAUGCAAUGAUAAGACAGCUGGGAAUUCCCACGUGGUUUGCUACAUUUUCUGCUGCAGAUUUGCGCUGGCCAGAAGUGUUAGAGGCGAUUCGACAAGAUCAUGGCACGGUACCAGUAAGCGAGUUGUCGUGGGAAGAGCGUUGUGACAUUUUGAAGAGUAAUCCUGUCACAGCCGCUCGCAUGUUUGAUCGCAGAGUCAAGCUGUUUUUCAAACAUCUCAUUAAAUCUCCAUCGCAGCCAAUCGGUGAGGUCAUAGACACGUUCACGAGGACUGAAUUCCAGCAAAGGGGCUCACCCCAUAUCCAUUGUUUGUUUUGGGUGAAAGAUGCACCAAAAUUGGGUGUAAAUUCUGAAGAAGAGAUCUGCUCUUUUGUGGACAGAUAUGUGUGCUGUCAGCUGCCUAACUCAGAAACAGAUAAGGAGUUAUUUGACAUAGUUAGCCAGGUUCAAAUGCACCGAAAGGGUCAUACAUCGUCAUGCAAGAAAGGUGGCAAGAUCUGUAGGUUUGGAUUCCCUAAGCCUCCAGUGAAUCAGACAUUUUUGUGCAGCCCUGUCUCCCUACAGGACCUGACCGAUGAAGAAUCAGCAUCCAUUGCUGGAAGGAAGAAGCAAGCCGAAUCUGACCUGAAAAAAUUCUGGGAUGUGUUGGACAAGAAAACAGAGCCAGAGAAGUGCUCCACUGAGGACGUUCUCAAGGAGGCCAAUCUCACCACUGCACAGGUCUGUGACGCUUUGAACUUGAUUGCAAACAGGAAGCAAGUAUUCCUCAGACGUGAGCCCAAGGACAUGUGGGUGAACAAUUUCAAUCCACAUCUGCUCCGGGCUUGGAAUGCGAACAUGGACAUCCAAUAUGUUCUCGAUGCGUACAGUUGUGUCAAGUACAUAGUAUCAUAUAUCAGCAAAGCAGAAAGAGAAAUGGGAAAGCUGCUCAAACAGGCUCAGAAAGAGUCAAGGGACGGGAAGUGA
Messenger RNA from Branchiostoma floridae (Florida lancelet), 2775 nucleotides. RefSeq lists its product as uncharacterized. The transcript is spliced from 4 exons. NCBI's taxonomy places the organism in Eukaryota, Metazoa, Chordata, Leptocardii, Amphioxiformes, Branchiostomatidae. Bases 1 to 2775 code for a protein of 924 amino acids. The record is from RefSeq and is a predicted model, not a curated record.